Messenger RNA from Stylonychia lemnae, 435 nucleotides. NCBI's taxonomy places the organism in Eukaryota, Ciliophora, Spirotrichea, Sporadotrichida, Oxytrichidae. The record is from the annotation of a GenBank genome assembly.
AUGAUAGAGUAUAAUUACGAUAGUCCUUAAAAGGCGCUGUAUACUCUAACUAAUUUCAACAAAACUAGGAAUAGGGCGAAUCUCUCAAAUAGAUCAUAUGGAGUGCAAUACAAAACCCAGCAAAGCCAGCAUAAGAUAAAUAAAAAUGCGUUUAAUAGAACGUUCAGGUAUAAAAAUGAUUACAAGGAUUAGAUUUUCCCAGAUCUAAACGAUGCUAGAAACUUUUCAGCUCAUAUUGAAAACGACUCAACAAAUUCAGUUACAAAUGAUAUACAGCGAUCUGCUUAGGACUUAAAAGAAAUAAUCGAAUAGAAAUAAAACAGUAUAACUCGUACAAGAGAAAAAGACAACUAUUAUCAAAAGCAUUUAUCUUUUCAGCCAGUUGAUUCAAGUUCCUACAUAUCAGAUAUGACUUAAGUUGCUUUGAAGAACUGA